Messenger RNA from Dermacentor albipictus, 10764 nucleotides. Its product is annotated as fatty-acid amide hydrolase 2-A-like. The record is from RefSeq and is a predicted model, not a curated record. Gene Ontology annotation, cellular component: endomembrane system. NCBI's taxonomy places the organism in Eukaryota, Metazoa, Arthropoda, Arachnida, Ixodida, Ixodidae.
GCCUUUCCGUGGGUGCAGGUGAAAUAUAGCGUAUGCCUUACUUUCUGAGCGAUGACUGCGCUGUUUCCUUUGGAAGGGCACGCCUACUUGUUCAAAACAUACCGCUGUGAGCGCCUUGUUCAUUAAUUAACGCUGUUCACACCUUUUUCAACGAACCUGUGAUAAGCAGACUAAUUCAUAGCACCGCAGGGUUCACACUCCGCACGAGGUAUGCUAACGUGCAUUUAUUGCGGUCCGUGUUUAGGGCAGCCGGCUUGCUUCAAAAUUCAAACCUCCCGCCGCUUCAGCGCGAGCAGCGCUUCGAGCAGGCAGCCCUCUCGCUGCUUGCGACGUCACCGAGUGUCGCUUGCUUAUCGGGUGCGUGAAUCGAAGGGUUCUCAAGGUCAGCGGGAGCGCUUAGGCAAGGCGGCAAAUGGUGCCCUCCCUCGCCCGUCCGCCGUCACCUCUCUUUCAGUACAUAGCGGGCGGGAGUUCGCUGGGGUUUGUACGGCCGCUUCGAGCUGUCUAGCGACCGGGUGUACAUUCGCGACUCGCGGCGGUUCUCAGAGUCUCAGCGCAGCCGCGCCGUAUCUGUACCACUUCAGCAGCUGCUUCGACAGCGUCACAGAAAUCCGGGGGCACAGCCUGCGUAUCGACGCGUACAAAUCGGCCGCCCUAAGUGCUCUUAAUUGGAAGUCCGUCGACGGCAGCUACAAGCAACUUUCUCUAUUUCAAAAUCGAAAGCUGCACGACAUGGUCACCAUGAAGAAACUGGUGCUCAAGUGCCUGUUCAUCGUCAUCCGCUACGUGAAGGUGUUAAACGAAUUCUUCCUCACGUCACUGUUCGCCUUCAUCCACGGCAAGCCGCAGCGCCUGCCUCCGAUCACCGACGAUAUACUGCUGAAACCGGCCACUGUCCUCGCUGAAGAGAUCAGGACCGGCAAGCUCAAGAGCGUGGAUCUAGUUGAGCGAUACAUGCGCCGCAUCCGAGAGGUGCAGCCUGUGAUCAAUGCUGUGGUGGAGGACCGGUAUGCGGAAGCCAUAGCUGAAGCUGAAGCCGCUGACCAGCUUGUUGCCUCCGGUAAGGUCACACCGGAGCAGCUGGCCAAGGACAAGCCCUUCCUUGGGGUGCCACUCUCAACCAAGGACUGCUAUGCCGUCAAAGGCAUGCUGCAGGACUCGGGUCUGGUGCUGCGAAAAGGCUUCCGUGCUCCACAGGAUGCAGACGGCAUGGCCCUGCUGCGUGCGGCCGGUGCCAUCCCACUGGCGCUCACCAACAUCUCGGAGCUGUGCAUGUGGUGGGAGUCGUACAACAACCUGCACGGACGCACCAACAACCCCUACGACAGCCGGCGUAUCUGUGGCGGAUCCAGUGGGGGUGAGGGAAGCCUCAUCGCUAGUGCUGGCUCCGUAAUUGGUGUCGGCACUGACAUCGGCGGCAGCAUACGGAUGCCAGCAUUCUUCAAUGGCAUCUUUGGCCACAAGCCUACAAGAGGACUGGUGUCCAACAAGGGCCAGUACCCACCGGCGCGUGAUGACUCCCUCGACGCCUGCCUCGUGGCGGGUCCCAUGUGCCGAUAUGCCCAGGACCUCGAACCCAUGCUGGCCAUCAUGGCGGGACCCCGUGCAUCUCUGGUGCCAUUCAACACUGAGGUGGACUGGUCCAAGGUGACAGUGUACUACAUGGUUGAUGACCUGGGAGGCACCCUCUGCACGCCUGUCCACCCUGAGAUGAAAGAUGUUGUGCGCAAGGUGGCCCGCUACUUCCGUGAUGCGCAUGGCAGCCCUGUGGUUGAGCUGGCCCUCGAGGAAUUCCGUUACUCAGCCCAAAUCUUCACUGCUCGGCUGGCCGCCGCAGCCGUGCCCUCCUUUGCCUCGGAGCUGGCACUGCUCAAGGGAAAAGUGCCCGUAUGGCGAGAACUUGGGCGCUGGCUGCUGCGGCGUUCACCACACACGCUACCUGCUCUUGCCCUCUGCCUGCUGGAAUGGCUGUCUCCGAAACGCGGCCACCCCGCGCUCACGCGGGUCCUGGCUCGAGCAGACACCUUGCGAGACCGUCUCGAUGCUCUUCUUGGAGCCGGCACGGCCAUAUUUGUCUACCCUUCGCACCCAGAGCCAGCACCUUUCCACUACCAGCCAUUGCUCAAGCCUUUCAACUACGCCUACACGGCCAUCUUCAAUGUCCUCGGCUACCCCACGUGCCAGUGCCCCGUGGGAAUCUCACCGAGCACAGGCACGCCACUGGGUGUGCAGGUCGUGGCUGCCUUCUACAAGGACCACCUCUGCUUGGACGGGGCAAGAGAGAUUGAGAAGGCAUUCGGUGGCUGGCAUCAGCCGCCAACAAAGUAGAAGCAGGUGCUGAGACAGCCAACAGAAAUGGACAGCGUCACUUUGCCUUCCUCUUGUAAAGGGAUGGACAUUGCUGCCCCCUGUUGCUCACACAUUCACCUUAUUUCUGGGCCAAAGGUGCGGAUUGGAGACUGGGACAACAGUGAGAAAUGGUUUAGAGGUAGAUACGUUUUUCCUUCUUUGUGUUGCACAUUAUGCUGAUGAGCUCUGGCUGGAGCCUGGUGAACAGUGGUUGGAGUGAGGUGUUGAUCAGCAGCCUCUGGCCCCAUGUGACGGUAACCCGGGCAUGGUGAGGCUCAGAUUGUUGGCAGGAUAUUUCAUGUUAGUGCUGAUCGUUUUGUGAAACGUGUGUUGUGCAGAGGGCACCUGGAGCAGGCGCUUCACUGCGCAUCUGCCGAUGAAGUGAGGAACACUUGUAUGUGGGAUCAACAGAAUUCUUGGACUCGGCACUUCGUCUGCGGGACUUUUCUGUCGACAUCGCAUGAUUCACACUGUGUAGUUCAUCUACGCGUCUGUGCAGCCUUGCACCAUUUGAUUGUGUUCUGUAAUGUCCUGACCUUGCAAUAAUGCUUGCAUACCGAGCCUGCUACGUUCGUGCUGCUCGUCAUUGUCCACUGGCCAUGUCUGCUGUCUUUGUCUAACAUUGCGGCAUGUGCGGUGUGUGCAUGUGUAACAUUGCAUGUUACAUGUGCAUGUGUAACAUUGUGGCAUGUGUCACAUGCAUCUUUUGAUGCUUCCUGUCUCAAAAGAGCUAGCCAUCUGCUAAGCUUAGUACAGUCGCAUGUAUUAGGACAGCUGUUAUACCAUGUGCUCUGAUACGUAUUGUACUUUGCAUUGUCUUUGAAGUUGAGAAGUGUGAGCUUAUGUUCUUCCGGUACUCUCAGUUUCACAGAACCGGUGAUAUGUUUGUUUAUGUAUACUGUGAUCUCUUCAUUCAUAAAGAUUGGACACUUGUUGUUUGGUGGCAGGUUUUUUGAGAUUUGUAUGCACUCACAAAUAGCAGCUGCAGCUUGAAAGCUUCGGUGUUUUUCAUAGAAAAAUUUCAAAGCAAUGCAAUCAUGCCAUACUUUCAGAUCGUUUCCCCAGACUUUUUACUUUUACGUUGUCGUUCUUUGACUUCCUCCUCACAUAUAACAAAAUGGCUUCAGCUAUACCUCACCAUUUACAGUAGUGCACAGGCAUCGGCCUAAUGAUAGUCAUUUUCCAAUAGGAAGCUAAUGUAACCACCCAGAAAGGAUGACUACGGUCAUCUGUUUGUUCAUGAGUUAAGCUUUGUGUUUACCUCUUGAGUUUAACUCCAUCUGUGAAACUGCAGCAACGACUUGCUGCCACCUGCUGGACGGUUCUUAUACACACAGCUUAGCAUAGCUGUGACAAGAUUGCAUGCAUAUGCACAGCUUUACAUGCCUACCAGACAUACGGGAUCCUUUCAGGGGCACUUGGCAACCUGUCUAACGUUUCCCGACAGUCUGGCAGCCGCCUAUGCAAACUCUGAAAAUCUGAGCACCAGUACCAUCUUGUGCGUGUGCUGCUGUUUAGAGCAUAUUGCAUGUCAUGCACUCAGUAGGUGACGUCUGUCUUGGGUUAGCCUUCAUCCCUGUGCGUAACCAGGUACAAAUCUAUACUUCUCCAGGCCUGAGGGUCAGACCCUCUUAGACAAUGAUGAUGAAUGGUAGUGAGAUGACAACCUCGGCAAUUUCGUGACGGUGUAGCAUGUUUACUUGGGAUGAUGAAUGGUGUGAUGACAGCUCUGUAAUCACCAGGCGUAGUAGCCUGUAGGGUGCCUGUAUGAAGUUCCAGAAUAGAUGGUUGGUAGUUGAUCCAGCACCUCCGCCAAAUGUAAGGGAAGCCUGCUGUGUCCCACUUUUAGCAUCCCUUUUCGUUGAGCAUUGGCGUGGCUGCUUUGUGUGGGUGUUCAUCAUCUCCAUCACAGUAGUGACAGUUUUGUGAUAGCGCACUGCGUUCACUCACAAUAUACCAGUGUCUAAUAGGGUGUGCCUGUUGUUUGAAUGUCAGAUUUCGAUUCUUUUCCUUUUCUGCUAACCAGCUGAAAAAAAAAAGACAUGUAAAGUGUUUCUUUGGCCGAAACAGACACCCGAGAAUACAUGAGCAUACCCUUGUGCCAUCUAAUUAAUUAUGUCUGUUAAUCGCCACAACGAAAGUACUGGCAUCACCCUCUGCACUGGUCUACUGUACAAUACAAAGUUGAGGGGGUAAGAAGCGUUGAGGACAUUCAGACACCUACCCUUGGUCCAUGCCUGCAAUUUAAUUGCAAUUGCAAUUAAAAACGUAGAACACACCAAGAGCCUUUGUAUCGAAAAGCACUGCCAGCUUGUGGAAAGAAGCCAGCGGCAGCAGCUCUGAAUGGAAAGAAACGAGUAGCAGUUGCUCACUGGCCUAAGGCAAAGCCAUUCAUCCUGUGGGCUUCCCAGCUUUAUCAUCUACCUUGGCACCUGUUGCAGCUCGUGUACACCUCACGAUGGUUACAGCUGUGGAGUAGCCAAACUUUUUGAACAAGACUUGUUCUAUAGAACUGCUACGUUAGAACUGAAGGAAUGGCGUGUCUGUGCUCACUUUUUGGCAGCCUUAGAUUCACUAACAUGUGGCUCUCUAUGUGCGCUGCAAGGAAGGCUAGCUGCGCUAAGGCAACUAGCAGUGUUGUUGCUCCGGCAGGUGCAUGCCUGUGGUUCCAAGCUGCUUUUUUUUUAUGUUGGCCUAUCUUGAGGUGCACCUGAUCAUGCAGUUGUGCUCUGCAAAGCACCUUGAGAACACGAACUGUCAGUCUGUCCACACUGAAGAAAAGCAGAUUCUUUGGUUCUGCGGAAGAUUAGACAGAAUGGGAUUCUUUUCUUUCUUUCCCAUUAACGCAGUAAAAUAAUUUUGAACUGUCAUCAAGCAAAGCAAUACAGGGGAAAGAAAGACUAGCAGCACCUUUGGCUCUUCAUUCGUUUACCUCGGCAGAAGUGGGCUCUUGUAGUUGACACUGCUGUCUUGUCACGAACAAUUUCUUCUCGGUACUGCACACAACAUAGUCUUCAUCCUCUAUGGUGUUUCUUGCUGUUGCCUUAAAAAUAAGGCACAAACACUGCAACUGUCAGCCUGUGUGGCGCACAAAACACCGCACCGGCUAUUGAGCUUCAAGGCUGUGCAAUAGCGCUGUGGCUAUGAACUUCACGUUACUGCGAAGGUGAUGGUGGUCUUGUUUUUUUCUUCCCCAUAUGGUGAGAAUGGAGAAUAUGUUUACGAGUUGGCCUGAUGAUGAUUACAUAAUGGAAAGGAUGAAUGCAGCAAACUCUGUUCCAAGCUUUUAACUGCCAUCGCACUAAUAUAGCACAGUCGAGCCCGGUUACAACUAACAGAACUAUGCACUAAAAAUUCUUGAGUAAUCAGGUAAUUUGAUAUACCUAAACUCUGCUAUAACAAAUUAAGUAAACUUCUGCAUUGCAUUCAUUAUCUAUGGAUUUGUUAGGUUCAUAGAAGGAAAGAAGCAAGGAAGGAAUCAACUUAGUAAAAACAAAACUACAGGUGUAGGUGUAGUAGGCGGUAACUUUUGCCAGUCCUUUGAACAGUUUUUCAAUGUCACUAAUAAUGGCAUUUGUGAUGUGCAAGAUUCUGUUGACCUGCUCCACUUCGAUUCCAUGAAAGCCUGUACAGUAUCAAUGCAGCGCAUCCAUUGCACUCUGAUGAGUCAAGCGAGGCAGCUUCUCACAUGGCAUUGGACGCCCCGAGUUUGAUAUAUCCAAUGUCCUGUUCGUUAUGAGGGAGUUAUUCUGCAUAAGUAUCAGCCAGUAAGUUUUGUGUGUUUGAUGUAAAGAAUAAUUUGCCUUAUUCGGGUUCAUUACGUUGGUGUUCAAGUGUAAUGCGAAUCACUACAGCUUCCGUGUACCUUUUUCCGUCCUCGUACAACUGGUAAUCUCUGUCUUCCAUGCACUUUGCCCUGGGUUACAUUUCCUGCGAACACUCGGGAAAUUUGGCGUCCAAAAAAACUUGUGAAUGUUUUUGAAGGCAGGAAAUGAAACACGCAAGUGAUUAAUGCAAUCCGAGCCUGUGUUUGUGACCGUUAUAAAGAACAUUCAAUUGCAAUUGGUUGUCACCUCAGGUUGUCAGAAGGCAUUUGUUUCUUCUUCUUUGUUUCCGCCCUUUCUUUAAGAUGAUCCUUGCAUAGAUUCCAUCAAGAGAGAAAGUCUGGCAUAAAAGCAUAGGCGAGUUUAGCUGAACAUAAUUUUAGUAAGUCAAUGGCAUGAAGCAACAAGAAUUGUCAUAUUGUACUAUAAUAUGACAACACAGCACUUGUUUAUCGUCAUGACUUCAAAGUUCAAAUGACGGGACCACAAGCGUGACCUAAUUUAGCACAUGUUUCCAGAACUUAUUUUUGUGCCAUUUCAGGAUGAAAUCAGUAUUUUCUCGUACUCCUCCUAAUUCUUAUGGCUGAGACACACUUUUAGUUUCAAAAAAGGGCUCUGUGACUAGUGAGCAUGUUAGCUUUGAGAGUGUUUUAUGUUUAAUUUUAAACUGCUGCUAACUGAUAGGCAACAUUCAAACUGGAUGAUUUCAUGGUACCUAAACUGAACAUCGGAAGUGUUGCUGUCCAAUUGCUAAAGCUCAUUCUUGGCUUCAGGUCUUCAGGCCUUGCAGUCUUCAGAGGCUUUGCGUCAAAGCAUGAAGCUGAAAAACUGGUGGGCAACACGCACAUCGAGCGUGACCUCAUGUUGAGUGUUGCCAACAUUCAACAUUGAAGGAUAUGUGGUUGCAGCUUGUUAGGCAGCCAAGUUGUUGACAUGCUUGCAUCUUGGUAUUCUUGUGUGUACCAAAUGCAGAUUCCCGAGUAAAGGUGUCAUACUUCAAAUUUGUUCCUUUGGUUAUCUGUUCCCUUUGCCACAAUGUAGAAAUUGCAAUGAUGCCACAGGUGUCCCAGGUGUCUCUGAUAACACUGAUGCAUGCGAUACUCUGAUGAGCCCUUCAUUCGCAAGCCCUCGCCACACCUCUGGAAGAUUUUCUUUGGUUUUGCUUUACGGACUUCUCUACACUCAUUUUUAUUACAAAUACAGAAACACAAACAAAAGGAAGCUAAUUAGACUUGGUUAUUUUCAGGCAUGCGAAGGUGCUAAAACACUAGCAUCUCUUAGCCUGUCGAAGUGGUACAAAGGCAUGGAUUGGGAAAAGAAUUGGUCACAAUACGUGGCCGUAGGAACCGACUCUCUCGCAUUUGGUUUUAUGAAGCUGGUAAUCCUAGGACGCAGCCAGAUUUGUUUGUUCACAGCUGUUUACCAAGUCGGUCUUGUUGAGUUGUGCAACAAAAGAUGCCAUGCCAACGGCUAGAACAUGACUGUGGCACAUGCAGUAAACACUCAUAAUGAAGUCAUUUUACUCGGUAUAACUCUCCAUUAACAGUUCUAUGUGGUCCUGAUUGCAAUGCACAUAUUUUAAGCCAGAUUACUUGAAGCGAAGUGGCACCAGCCUUUGCCUAUUAUAAAGUGUAAAGCAGGUAAUCCAGACAAGGCCACUCAGUACGGCAUGUAGACGAUGGUCCUUUGUUUUUCCGUGCUAUCAAUGUGGAUAGGCUUAUAGCUCCCCAAAGGCAACUCUGCUACAUGGCUCCUCGUGACUUUAUAUUGACUUUAUAAAACAUUGUUUGCAGGCAUAAGUUUUGGAAUGCUUUUGUCAAACAUUGUUUCUGACCAACCAGGGUAUGCACAUGUCAGUGCUCUUACUUUCGUAUCUUGCGAUGUUCUUGCUACAGUUUGUGUGCGCAUUUUAGAAAACAGAGAGUAACCAACUUGUUUGUUGAGAGCGUAGUAUAUACAUAGGGACAUCUUUGUAACUAUAUAUAACACCAUUUGCUUGGCAGUCUGUGAGUGUGCAAAUUGGGCCAAACAGUGUCCCGGUGUCUUGCUAGUAAAGAGGGUAAUGCUAGCAAGUUACUUUUGUGUGCAUUUGUGCAGUUAUAAUUUUUUUUCUUCAAAUGUCAUUGUUCCAGGCACGUCUGCUCUGUGUUUCAUAUGGUGCAUACGUGUGUGUCGAUCCGUCAUGCUUAGGUAGUGCAUGAUGUGUCGGAUUUGUGAACGAGGACUAUGUCAUAGUCAACCAGCAGAAUGCCUGUAGAAUAAUUGCGAGCAAAAGCAGGGCUUUUGCAUUGUUGUUUUCGUACUGUCACCUCGUCACAUGUGCCUGCACUUGUUCUCCGAGGCCUUGCAAGCUUUCUUGGAACACCCCUGGCACCUCGUUUUUUUUCCAUUAUUAUUAUUAUUGUUUUGCUUUUCUGUGAGAGCCUUCUUUAAAGGUGCCCUGCGACACUGUUCCUUGAGAACUGAGAGCACACUGGAGUGAGUGCGAUGCCUUUCAAUGAAUAUAUAAUCUCACAUAAAUUUUUGAAGAGGACCUAAUUAUAACGGAGAUUAAGAUGUUUAAUUUUCCCAUUCCUCUUCAACGCGGUGUUUCCUCUCAGCUGAGUUGGUGUUGAAAGCAGUGCCCAGCCCAUUGCUCCUUACCUAUUCCUCUUUCUUGGAUGCACUUAUGGUGACCCUUCAGGAAUGACACCCGAUGGGGGUACCCAGGAACAACAGCAGAGGGGUGACAAGAUGGCCAGGACAUGUUGACAGCUGCCGCUUCUCCAUUUGCUGGAACAUUAUAAGGAUGUGCCUGCAUGUGUAAGCUGCUCAGGAGUAACUCGUGGUCCUGCACAAUUGCCCAUUGGUUGGCAUCUGUGAGCUUUCAUGCUAUGAUGUCAAAGAGGAGGCAUAGAGGGGUCCCUGAAAGCCUCGGGAGAGAGUGAGCGAUCUUUGAUGUGCGACUGCAGGACUCGCUGCAUGCAGUUAAAUAAUAUUUGGCUCGCGCAUUAUGGCAGCAUUGUCUACAGAUCAAGAAGGUUUUCUCGCUGUGUCCAGAAUGUGUCGCAGUGCCCCUUUAAACGUUCUCAUUCACUUCUUGCCGUUGAGAGAAUUGGGGGAAUGUACAGGGGAAUGUCCCAUGGCUAGCGGGACAGUGUGUCGCAGAUCCGUUUCCUGCCUGGAAGAAAGCCUAUACAAAUAGCGCAGGGUGUUCCAAAGCAAUAAUUUUAAAUGCCAUUUUGCUUGUGCACUGUUUGUUUUGCAGGUGGUUUUUCUGCAUAUUCUAUUCAAUGGGACGAUCUACAUUCAUUUUUCUUUUUACUAGCCGGUGUUCCUUCGGCAGCACUGUGGCACCUUGCAUACUCGGGUAUUGUUGUUAUGCAAAUUUUAUUGCUGCAUAUUUUUCUUUUGCCGUUUUUGUUGAUUCUUUGUUUGCAGCUUUUGUUGCCACUGUUAUUGUAUGUCCUCUUAUUAUUUGGCUGUGCCUGCUUUAGAAGGAUUCAUGCAGUCAUGUCAUUAACUGUUCUUUUACUGUUGCCACGUGUUGCAUCUAUGUUGCACUAAUGCAAUAUAUGUGCUCACUCGCCCCCUUUUUUAUUUUUGUUAUGUGAUUGAAAACCAAUGUGAUAGUAGCGAUAUGUGGUACUGACUGCACAUUUGAAGCUUUUUUUUUGCUGUUUUUGGCAGAUGUUUUUCUCGAGCACACUUUCACACAGCAGCCAUUGUGUUAUGCCAUCCAGUGUUUUUCAUCUGUGAUCGGCAGUUAAAAACUCAUCACGAUAGCAACUGUCACUAUCGUACAUAUUUACACUUGGAAACCUUGAUUCGAGCAAGCAUUUUCUUGUUUUUGAUAUCUCUCAUGUACCUUUGCAGUUAUUGUCAUGUCCCCAUGAUGAUGUCUCUGACAAUGAAUUGCACUCAUUUGUGCGCACUAAGGCACUGAAGUAGUGAUUUGCAUCACUGCAGUAUUUUAGACCAACUACACUGCCCAAGAUAAUGUUUGUAUAUUUAGUCAGUGUUGGCUUAUGAAUAAUCGCUUCCUCCUUCAAAUCCAACGUAUAUGAACUACAGGGUGUUCACAGUACUGAGCUGCCCUCUAAAAUGUUUGUUAGCUGGAAAUAUUGGCAUGCAUUCGUUUGGUUGCAUGAUGGAGUGACUGCAUGUGAUAAAGAGAAAAAUUGUCUGGUGUGUGUGUAAAGUUUAAUGAAUGCGCAAACCUUAAUUUUUUUUGUGGGCUAGAGUAAAUUUUUAUUCAUUCUGGCAUGCCAGCAUUAUCAUAUAUGGCUAUCAUAUUUGCAAUGUUUACGAGCAUUUGUUGAAAAGCAUUUCAGAAUACAUUCCUGACGAUGAUCUGGCAAAAAAAAAAAGUACGCUGACAAGGCAGUAAACUCUGUUACAAAAGUGAGAAUGGCUUUGUACGUUCUGCCUCUUGAAAUUUUGUUACAGUUAGGAUUGCACAUUGAGGGGGAUUUCUCUGGCCUUUCUUUCCCCCUUUUUUUUUCGUAACCUGCAACAUCUGUGUUCACAAUAAGAAUCAACUUUCUGUUCAUGGAAUCCUAUGUAUCACACUACUUGCUUGCAUUAAACUUGUGCACUAUAUUGUUCUUUA